AUGAGACUGUGGAAGCAAGGACCAGAUUUUUUGAGAAAGGUAGUCAUAAAUUACAAUGGAGAUGAUAUAACAUAUGAUACAAAUACAGAAGAAAAAGGUAUUAAAAUAUGUCAAGUAUUAACAAGUAUAGAUGAUGAUGUUAUUAUAUGGGAAAGAUUCUCAUCAUUAAGGAGACUUCUAAGAGUUAUAUCGUGGUGCAGGCGAUUUAUUUUGAAAAGCAUUAAUAAAACCAAUGAAGGUCCUCAAUGGCUAACUAAUGUAGAAUUACAACAAACAUUACAUAUAUACGUAAAGCAAUGCCAAGUUCGAAGUUUUUAUGAAGAUAUUGAAAGUAUAACUAAAGGAGGAACAGUUAAAACAAAAAGCAAACUUAAACCGUUAAAUCCUUACCUUGACGAUGAUGGACUUUUACGUGUUGGUGGGCGGUUGGAUAGAACAGCUACUUUCUUGAACGUAAAUAAAAGACAUCCAAUCAUUCUUCCGGCUAAAGCUCAUUUAACAAACUUAAUUAUAAAGGAUACGCACGAACGAACUAUUCACGGGGGUAUUCAAAUUAUGAUCAAUCAUCUUAGAACAAAAUACUGGGUUAUUGACGCUAAAAACCAAGUAAAGCAUUAUAUUCGCAAUUGUGUUAUUUGUAUUCGAUAUGCAAGUCAACGUAGAGAGCAACUGAUGGGACAAUUGCCAACAGCCAGAGUUACACCAAUGAGACCUUUCAAAAGAAGUGGCGUCGACUAUGCUGGUCCUAUUGCUAUAAGAACGUCCAAAGGGCGUGGUCAUCAUGCAUAUAAAGGGUAUAUUUGUUUAUUCAUCUGCAUGGUGACUAGAGCAAUCCAUCUAGAAGUAGUAAGUGACCUUACUGCUCAAGGAUUCAUUGCUGCCUUUAAAAGAUUCGUAGCUAGAAGAGGACAUUGCGCAGAGCUUUUUAGUGAUAAUGGUACAAAUUUUGUGGGUGCAGAACGUGAAUUGAAGUCCUUAUUAUUUGCAGAAAAGUCUAGAUUACUGCCAGAAAUAGCGGAUUGGUUAUCUACAAAUGGUACUGAAUGGCAUUUUAUCCCACCGCAUUCCCCCAACUUUGGAGGACUAUGGGAGGCUGGCGUAAAAUCCACUAAAUAUCACCUUAGACGGAUAAUCGGAACUUCUACACUUACUUUUGAAGAAAUGAGCACUCUCUUAUCUCAAAUUGAGGCUUGUCUUAAUUCGCGUCCAUUAUCAAGCUUAAGCUCAUCGGCUGAUGAUCCCGAGCCUUUAACACCAGGUCACUUCUUGAUUGGGGAGCCAUUAGUACUUGUACCAGAUGCAAACUAUGAAACGUCAAACAUGAGUAGCUUGAAACGAUGGCAGUUUAUGCAACGCAUGGUACAAGAUUUUUGGCGAAGGUGGUCUCAGGAGUAUCUUACACAAUUUUUACAUCGGUACAAAUGGAGUUAUCAAACGCCAGAACCAAAUAUUGGUGAUAUAGUACUAGUAAAGGAAGAUGAUCUUCCCCCUGCGAGAUGGUUGUAUGGAGUUAUAACUCAAAAGCACCCUGGGUUGGAUAAGAUUACGCGUGUUGUUACUUUAAAAUGUAAAGGGAAUAUAAUUAAAAGACCCGUCUCAAAGUUGUGUAUAGCUAAAUAG
Amyelois transitella is the source of this 1620-nucleotide messenger RNA. RefSeq lists its product as uncharacterized. NCBI's taxonomy places the organism in Eukaryota, Metazoa, Arthropoda, Insecta, Lepidoptera, Pyralidae. The coding region runs from base 1 to 1620 and encodes 539 amino acids. Gene Ontology annotation, biological process: DNA integration. Gene Ontology annotation, molecular function: nucleic acid binding. The transcript has a single exon. The record is from RefSeq and is a predicted model, not a curated record.